GGGACCUCCUCAGCCUCAGAAACGCAGCCUCAGGAACCAGGGAAGGGACCUCCUCAGCCUCAGAAACACAGCCUCAGGAACCAGGGAAGGGACCUCCUCAGCCUCAGAAACACAGCCUCAGGAACCAGGGAAGGGACCUCCUCAGCCUCAGAAAAACAGCCUCAGCUGCUACGAUGACAACAAAUCUCACGCAACCCUCGAAUUGCAGCUCCUUCAGCAACAGCAUCAUGGAAGUCGCCCUCCCUUGCCUGUUCUUCCUGAUGUUCCCUCUAGCCCUGCUCCUGAACGGCGUGGCCUUCUGGGUCUCCCUCCACCUGCGCUCCUCCUCCACCUUCAUCAUCUACCUGAAGAACCUGGUGGUGUCGGACCUGGUCAUGACAGUGGCCGUGCCCCUCCUUGCUGCCAGCAGGCUCCCCGGGGCCACGCUGGGCCUGCAGGUCCUCACCUGCCGUUUCUCCAAUGUCAUCUUCUUCACCUGCAUGUACAUAAGCAUCACCCUGCUGGGCCUCAUCAGCCUGGAUCGCUUCUUCAAGGUGGUGCGGCCCAGAGGCAGGCUGUUGGGUCAGAACCUGCUCUUCAGCAGGCUGGUGUGUGGGGCGGCCUGGGUGGUUCUGUACGGGGCCACCGCGAUUCCCACCAUGAUUCUGACAGACCGAGAACCCAACAACAGGACAGAAAAAGUCUGUAUGUCUCUGAAGGGUCCAGCCGGUCUUCGGCUACACACAGUCGUGGUCAUCUUCAUGGAUGUCCUCUUCUGGUCUGUCAGUGUGCUGGUGGUGUUCUGCUACGUCUGCAUCACCAAUAAGGUCCUCCAGUCCUUCAGGGACUCUGGCAGCAACAACAGCCAGGGCCAGAAGAAGACCAAGCUCCGCGUCUUCCUCGUUCUGAUGGUCUUCUUCGUGUGUUUCGUGCCCUACCACAUGGUGAGGAUUCCGUUGGCUCUUCAGGAGAGCUACGAGGUCACAACGUGCUCUGGCCUCUGGGUGGAUGUUGCCAGCAUGGUUCCUCUGUGGCUGUCAACCACCAACGUCUGCCUGGACCCCCUGCUCUACGUGUUCCUGUGUAAGGAGUUCAGGGAGAAGCUGAUGGAGAUGGUAAAACGAAGAAGGAAUUGUGUCAGCAGGCCUUGACUUCCCUUUGUUUUCCAACAUUCAAAUAAUCUCAAACAUCUCUUUGUUCUCAACA
Hypomesus transpacificus is the source of this 1185-nucleotide messenger RNA. RefSeq names its product P2Y purinoceptor 13-like. The transcript has 2 exons. Gene Ontology annotation, cellular component: membrane. The coding region runs from base 174 to 1130 and encodes 318 amino acids. The record is from RefSeq and is a predicted model, not a curated record. NCBI's taxonomy places the organism in Eukaryota, Metazoa, Chordata, Actinopteri, Osmeriformes, Osmeridae. Gene Ontology annotation, biological process: G protein-coupled receptor signaling pathway; negative regulation of adenylate cyclase activity. Gene Ontology annotation, molecular function: G protein-coupled purinergic nucleotide receptor activity.